CAACUUCCGUUUCAGGGAGCCUUUAUUGCAUUAGAAUACCCAUCCACUAAACAGCAUGUCGUCUUUUUCGGAUUCUAACUUCUCUAAAAAGCUUUUUGAACUGAACAACACACAACAGAGCAUCCAGACGCUGUCUUUAUGGCUGAUCCAUCAUCGUAAACACUCUAGAACUAUUGUACAAGUGUGGCACCGAGAGAUUGCUAAAGGAAAGUCCAGCAAAAAGUUGACGUUCUUCUACUUGGCCAAUGAUGUCAUCCAGAACAGUAAAAAGAAGGGCCCAGAAUUCACCAAAGACUUUGCCACAGUCUUACCUGAUGCUGUCAGAAUUGCAUCAAAAGAUGCUGAUGACAAGACAAAGAGAUCAUUGGAACGUGUGUUGAACAUUUGGCAGGAGAGGGGUGUUUAUGUUAAGGAUUUCAUCAGGUCUAUGAAACAGCAGUUAACAAGCACCCCUACUGUGGUCCAGCCGGAACCAGUGCAGCAGACGGUCAAGAAGAAGAAGCAUGAACAGAACUUCCUGUCUCUCCGGGAGGAAGUAGAAGCCAUGGAGCCACUCCCCAUUCCUCCUGAAGUACGUGCUGAUAAUCUCAUCAAACGUUUGUCAGACCUUGAGAGUUCAGCUUCCAGUGACGCUGCUGUUAGAGAGAAGAUUGCAGCUUUGCCCCAGGAAGUAUCCGACAUUUCUCACCUUGACAAAAUUCAAGAUAAGGAAUCAGCGGAUCGUCUGUCGAAGCAGGUUGAGAGUGCGUGUUUUUUGUUGUCCGACUACAACCAGCGACUCUGCUCCGAGCUGGAGGAGAGGAAGAAGGUUGCCCGGAUGCUUCAUGAUUUUAUACAGCAUCAGAGAGAAUGCCUCACUGAAGCGGAAAGUAGGAUGACGGAAUAUAGAGGCAAACUUGCGAAAGUGACGACGGUACGACAGGAGUUAAAGUCUCACCUGCAGAACCUACCUGAUCUCACCCUCUUGCCCGACGUCACCGGGGGACUCGCCCCCCUUCCAUCAGCUGGAGACCUCUUCAGCUUAUGAUAGUCAUGUGACCACUAGGAACACUGGGAAGUGUAUUUGGCUUAAUAUCAAAUGUACAGAACGAAACUUAAAAUAAAUAAACCAUACUACAUUCUAAAAAAUGUAUGUUUGGGGGAAUUUUUUAAAAUGUUUUAAAGGUGGUGACAGAAUAAUGCAUUGAAUCGUCUUGUGUAGCAAUGAAUGUUGGUGGAUGAAAGAUUAUCUGGUUAAAACUGACAGUUUGCCACUGAUUCACAGUGACGUAUCACCUCCAAGGCCAAUCAUUUCAUUGUACACGCAGGUCAAUGUGCCAAAGUUAGGAGGCGAAUAAGAACAAUUUAAAGUGUUUCAGGGUAGUUUUAGGUUAAUUUAGAAAGACUAUUCUAACCUGAGACAGUUACUAGUCAGACCAGUGAUGAUAUGUAAGUACACACCCUUUAAAAUCGUGACUCCCCCCAGGAUGUAAUUUGACAGGGGGUUAGUGUUAGUUUGCAUCACAUGUUACUGCUAGAAGGGGAGUGAGUGAGUUAUUAUUUAACGUCACAUCGGCAAUAUCUCAGCCAUAUCGUGACGAUACUGCUAGAAGGACCACCAGAUCCUUUCAUGCUACCACAGUAAAUAUGAAAGUUAAAACGAAAGAAAACUGAACACUUAAAUGUCAUUAUCCAGCAAUAAUACUGUAUGUAGCUGGUUUGGCUGCAUAUAUAACCCCAUUCUUUCAUUCUGCCACUACCCGGUGUUGCCUGGAGGCUCUUGUUGUCAUGGUGACAGAUUACUGUAGUAAUAUCAAAGGAUCGGGUUGUUCUCAUUUUUUUUUUAGCAGUAUAUAAGUUGUAGCAACAGAUUCAGGGAGUUCAUAUUUAUAACAAGGAAACAUUUGGUCUUGGCAAAUAAGAAGGGAUGCUAUUAUUUGUACAUCAUCCGUAUCCCCUGUAAUAAAUGAUAAGAAACGGUCCAGGAGCUGUAUGUUGAACAGGGUAGCAAACAUGCCAAGUAUUUUUUCUGGAAGAUACGGUUGAGUGUCUGUUUUUCAUGCUGAAUGUCGACUAAUAUUUUUUUCUAGUAUUUCAUUACAAUGUUAGUCAAGAAAAAUACCAGUACCCAGAAUUGACUUUGUUGUGUAUUAUUUUAAAAAUUAACAAAAUUCUGGUAAAAUUUGCAAAAUUGCAGUUGUUACCAUGGUAUUGCAAAGUGCAGAAAAUACACCACAUUUUACAUCAUGGUUCUUAAAAUCAAAGAAAUCCCAGCAGAUUUCAGAAUAUUUAAAGGUGACCUUUGCUUAAUGUAAAUGGCAGUCCUAGCUCAGAGACAAGGCAUUGAUUACAAUGACAUAUGCAGAGGGGUGUUUGUGUUCUAUCAGUUUCAUUCUUUUAAUCAGAAUAUGAGAUUCGGGUGAGUUUACCCCCUUUAAGUGUCUGCUAUUUCAUGAUCUCCUGGUGGUUGUGUUGCUAUAACUGGAUGUUUGAUUAAUGACACUAAAUCAUGCUCACCACAGAGUUGCAGGGGUGGAAAUAACCCAUUGCCCGACGUCCGAGUCCAGUGUAUUUUUCUGUCGGGCAAGCACAUUUGUUUAUCACGCUGUACCGGUGUCCGGUUGACAUACCAA
Haliotis rubra (blacklip abalone) is the source of this 2612-nucleotide messenger RNA. Its product is annotated as regulation of nuclear pre-mRNA domain-containing protein 1B-like. The transcript has 7 exons. The record is from RefSeq and is a predicted model, not a curated record. The coding region runs from base 56 to 1027 and encodes 323 amino acids. Gene Ontology annotation, cellular component: RNA polymerase II, holoenzyme. Gene Ontology annotation, molecular function: RNA polymerase II complex binding. Lineage: Eukaryota; Metazoa; Mollusca; Gastropoda; Lepetellida; Haliotidae. Gene Ontology annotation, biological process: mRNA 3'-end processing.